Messenger RNA from Yamadazyma jaroonii, 1971 nucleotides. The record is from the annotation of a GenBank genome assembly. NCBI's taxonomy places the organism in Eukaryota, Fungi, Ascomycota, Pichiomycetes, Serinales, Debaryomycetaceae.
AUGAGUGAAGAAGAUGAUUUGACUCAGUUGACUACUCAAUCGUUUACUGAUAAGCAAGCUUUUAAGAUUUCCCAAUCUACCAAGAAGAAAUUAACCAAUGAUCAAUUAUUAUGGAAUAUCUUACCAAGUUAUGAUUUCUUUGUCAACCAAUUUAUGGAAAGUAAUGAACCUCCACAUUAUGAUGAUGCUCCUUCUUCUGUAUCAUUAUCUACCACUUCAUCUUUACAAAGAACACCUUUAGAUUCUUUAAGUUUAACCACAGCUACUAACAAUUCCAGUCUGUUAGUUGGUACUCAAUCAUCAGAUCCCGAAAGAAUCUUAAUUGAUGAAGCUUCCAAUCAACAAUGGAGAGAAACUAUACUAGAUCAUGUCGAUUACUUGAAUAAUAUGACUACAACUGAUAAUCAGUUCACAAAUCACUUAAAAGUGGAAUGUUUCUUUACUAAAGAUUUAGUAGAAACCAAUGUAAAGCCUGAAAUCAUUGAACCUAAAGCUUAUAAACAGGGUGAUAGUAUCAACGGAUUCAUCACCGUCGAAAAUACUUUAGAUCAGGAUAUCAGAUUUAAUUUAUUCUACAUUUUGUUGGAAGGGAUUAUCUCCUUAAAAGAUGGUAAAACCACUAGAAACACAAAGUUCUUGGAAAUGUUCGAUAUUAUAGGAUCUUAUCACGAUGGUCAUGUCAGUAGAUUGGUAUCCGAAUAUAUCCCACCUCAUACAUGUCCAGAUUCUGUUGAUGCAGAUGGACAUUAUAACACAUUCAGUGGGAGAGUUGUUAAAGCUAAAAGGAAAUAUAAACGGUUCUUUUCAUUUAAGAUUCCUAAUCAAUUAUUAGAUCAACAAUGUGAUCAUAAUUUACCAACCCAUUUAAAUGUUAUCCCAACAGUGGGUAAUACUAAAGAUUUCAGUCCUAUGGGAGAUCUGAUCAAAUAUCAAGUUUCUACUAUCUUUAUAGGUAAAGCCAAAUACUAUAAUUAUAAUCCUACACAAAAGAAUGCUAAAAUUUUCAAUAAAAAGGGGGAUGAAUUCGUUAUUUUGAAAGAUACCCAUCACCCACUUCAUAUUACACCCACAUCACAAACAGUUGAUCAUGUUUAUCAAACGCUUGUUAAUGAAAAUUUCAAUAAGAGAAUUGAAGAAAUGAUCAAGAUAAUGGAAAAGUUUGCAUUGAUAGAAUCAAAUAGUCUUGAACCAGCAGUUGUUAGAGAAAUCAUUGAAAAUUUUACUCAACAAGUUCAAAAUGAUCAAGGAAAUAAAGUGGCUCAACUUUAUUAUCCUCCAGAUACUAAAGCUGCUAGUAGAGAUUUAGAAUUAACAUGUAAAUCAGGUUCAAUUCUUAAAUCAGGAGAAGUCAAAUUGAUCACUCCUUUAACCACAUAUAAUUUCCAAACUCCCUUGAAGGGAUGUUUUUCAAUUCCUUUUAAUAUAUCAUCAAAUCUAAAUAACACCAAGAUAAAGAACCUUAGAUUUGAAUUGGCUUGUGUGACUUAUAGAUCUUUAAACACCAUCCCAUUGGAAAUAAGUCACGAUUUAAUAUUCAAAAAUGACAAUUAUAAUGUCGUACCUUUCAACGAUAUGGAUAUUUUCAAGCAUAACAUCACCGACCAUUAUGUUGGUAAAUUUAAUAAGAUCAAAGAUUUAAGCAAAAAGACAAAUAUUGAAAAUUUCAGAUUUGAAAAAUCCUUGAUUAGAGAUUUAAGAACAGCAGCACAAAUUCAAGAUAAAACCAUCAACUUGCUCUUCAAACAACCCAAAAUAAUGCAAAAUGGAGAGCUCGUUAAAUUUCCUAAAUUAGGAGAUUUUGAGGUUUGUCUUGAUUUAAACAGUUUAACCGAAUUAGGUGGGAAUAAAGAAUUCAACUUAGGACCAAGUUUCCAAAGUUGUUAUAUGGGAAGAGUUUAUUAUCUCAGGAUAUGGAUAGGAUUAAAUAAUGGGGAUUUCUGUUUCAAAUUACCAGUUUCAGUAAAUAAUUAA